GAAAUAAUAUUAAUGAAUUUGUUAAUAUACUUUGCGUGAUUGGUGGAAAUUUAACAGUUGACAGAUAAAUACACCUUCAGAGUAAAAAUAUAUAUGACUUGUAUAUUUUUGAAUAGUGAUAAAUUGAGUUUAUAACUUGUGAAAUAGUAUUUUAUUAUAAAAAUGGAGUCUAUAGCUACGGAUUCAGGUAAAAUCGUUAAAAUGGAAGUAGAUUACAGUGCUACUUGCGACGAUAAAAUACCGGAAUGCCAAAAACUCGCUAAAUCUGGUAAAUUACAUGACGCUCUCGAUCAGCUUCUUGCUUUGGAGAAACAAACAAGAACAGGAGCUGAUAUGAUAUCAACUGGAAGAGUACUAGUAGCAAUAUGCCAAAUUUGUAAAGAAGCUAACAAUUGGGCAGCACUUAACGAACAUAUAAUACUUCUAACAAAGAGAAGAUCCCAAUUGAAACAAGCCGUUGCAAAAAUGGUUCAAGAGUGUUGUAAUUACGUAGACGAAACACCGGACAAAGAAACUAAAGUGAAAUUAAUCGAUACGUUAAGACAAGUAACUGAAGGUAAAAUAUAUGUUGAAGUAGAAAGGGCUCGUUUAACUCAUAAAUUGGCUAAAAUUAGGGAAGACGAAGGGAAUAUUCAACAAGCUGCUGAUAUAAUUCAAGAAUUGCAAGUGGAGACGUACGGUUCCAUGGAAAAAAGGGAAAAAGUUGAACUUAUUUUGGAACAAAUGAGAUUGUGUGUAGCUAAACAGGAUUAUAUCAGAACACAGAUUAUUUCUAAGAAGAUUAACACUAAAUUUUUCGAGGAUGAAGGUGCAUCUGAUUUGAAAUUGAAGUACUACAGGCUUAUGAUGGAAGUGGAUCAGCAUGAAGGGUCUUAUUUGGCAACUUGUAAGCAUUAUCGUGCGGUACUCAACACUCCCAGCAUUAUGGCGGUACCUGAAGAAAGACAAGCUGCUGCUCAAGCCGUCGUGUUGUAUUUAAUCCUUGCACCGCAUGAUAACGAGCAGGUUGAUUUGACUCACAGAGUUUUGGCGGACAAAGUACUGGAGGAGAUUCCUAUGUAUAAACAACUUUUGAAGUUGUUUACCACCCCGGAAUUGAUCAAAUGGUCGGGGUUGUGCGAUUUAUACGAAAAGCAAUUGAAAUCGACUCCGGUCUUUACUGGUAACGAACAAGCUCAAAAAAGAUGGACGGAUUUGAGAUCGAGGGUUGUGGAACACAACAUCCGUGUGAUGGCUAAAUACUACACCCGUAUAACAAUCGGGAGAAUUUCUGAAUUAUUGGAUCUUUCGCCUGCAGAAACUGAAGAGUUUUUGUCUCAGAUGGUGGUGAGUAAAAGCAUUCAAGCGAAAACUGAUCGUCCGGCAGGAGUGGUACAUUUCCAGCAGAGUAAAGACCCCAGCGAUGUCCUUAACGAUUGGGCUCACGAUUUGACCCAAUUGAUGCAGCUGGUGAAUAAAAUAACCCAUUUGAUUAACAAGGAGGAGUGCGUCCACAAACAUCUUCAAUCCGCUUCUGCUUAAUGGGAUUUUUUUUUUUCGAUUAUUUAUAACAUUGUAUUCGUAUGUUUGAUUAAUAAAUUUUUUUUCUAAAAUUGUC
This is a messenger RNA of Diorhabda sublineata, 1597 nucleotides long. It is a transcript of the gene Rpn5, whose product is annotated as 26S proteasome non-ATPase regulatory subunit 12. Bases 163 to 1521 code for a protein of 452 amino acids. NCBI's taxonomy places the organism in Eukaryota, Metazoa, Arthropoda, Insecta, Coleoptera, Chrysomelidae. The record is from RefSeq and is a predicted model, not a curated record. The transcript has 5 exons. Gene Ontology annotation, cellular component: cytoplasm; proteasome regulatory particle, lid subcomplex; nuclear proteasome complex.